CACCGUCCUACCUAGACGGACACUCCACCGCCGUCCGAUCCCCACCCACAAUCCAAUCCAAUCCCUACCCUUCACACAAGACCCUUCAGGGCCAAUUAAUUCCGUAAUUUCACAGCACCAAGAAGUUCACCCACCGCCGUCCGAUCAAAUGCCGGCCAAUUUAUACGGCACUAUAAAUAUCGGCCACACUACCCUCCCCUCCCCCAAAUUCAAGCCUAAGCACUUUUGACUUUCCAAUUUUGCCCCUGAACCGAACCCCCCUUCCUCAGUCCAAAAUGCGCGAAAUUCUUCACAUCCAGGCGGGGCAAUGUGGGAACCAAAUCGGAUCCAAGUUCUGGGAGGUCGUCUGCGACGAGCACGGCAUCGACCCCACCGGCCGGUACACCGGAAAUUCCGUCACUCAGCUGGAGAGGGCCAAUGUCUACUUCAACGAGGCCGCCGGCGGGCGCUACGUGCCGCGAGCCGUGCUUAUGGACCUCGAGCCAGGCACCAUGGACAGCGUGAGGACCGGUCCGUACGGCCAGAUUUUUCGCCCGGAUAACUUCGUCUUCGGCCAGUCCGGCGCAGGCAACAACUGGGCCAAGGGGCAUUACACCGAGGGCGCGGAGCUCAUCGAUUCGGUCCUCGAUGUUGUGCGGAAAGAAGCAGAGAAUUGCGACUGCUUGCAAGGGUUUCAGGUUUGUCACUCGCUGGGAGGGGGAACGGGAUCGGGAAUGGGAACGCUUCUGAUUUCGAAAAUCAGGGAAGAAUAUCCGGAUAGAAUGAUGCUGACUUUCUCCGUCUUCCCGUCACCGAAAGUUUCAGACACGGUUGUGGAGCCGUACAACGCCACGCUUUCCGUUCAUCAGCUGGUGGAGAACGCCGACGAGUGUAUGGUUCUUGACAAUGAAGCCCUCUACGAUAUCUGCUUCAGGACUCUCAAGCUUUCCACCCCUAGCUUUGGCGACUUGAACCACCUGAUCUCCGCCACAAUGAGCGGCGUCACUUGCUGCCUGCGAUUCCCCGGCCAGCUGAACUCCGACCUGAGGAAGCUCGCGGUGAAUCUGAUCCCAUUCCCUCGGCUCCACUUCUUCAUGGUCGGAUUCGCACCUCUAACAUCCAGAGGAUCCCAGCAAUAUAGAGCUCUCUCCGUGCCGGAACUCACCCAACAAAUGUGGGACGCCAAGAACAUGAUGUGCGCCGCCGACCCCCGCCACGGCCGCUAUCUCACCGCCUCCGCCAUGUUCCGCGGCAAGAUGAGCACCAAAGAAGUCGACGAGCAGAUGAUCAACGUCCAGAACCGAAACUCGUCCUACUUCGUGGAGUGGAUUCCGAACAACGUCAAGUCCAGCGUCUGUGACGUUCCCCCGAAAGGGCUAACGAUGGCGUCGACUUUCGUCGGGAACUCGACGUCGAUCCAGGAGAUGUUCCGGCGGGUGAGCGAGCAGUUCACGGCCAUGUUCAGGCGAAAGGCGUUCUUGCACUGGUACACUGGAGAGGGAAUGGACGAGAUGGAGUUUACUGAGGCGGAGAGCAAUAUGAAUGAUCUUGUCGCGGAGUAUCAACAGUACCAGGAUGCCAGUGCCGAUGAAGAGGUUGAGGACGAAGACGAUGAUGGCGGCACUGAGAACUGAAGGUGCUCUGGCAGUUUGAUCCUUCGGAUGCUCCGGGCAGCCAUGAAUCUAUAGAUUGUUGUAUUUUCAGUGAGCGAAAUUGUUAUCUUUCUGUGUCAGGCAAUAAUAUAAGAUCUUCUCGA
Molecule: messenger RNA, 1735 nt
Organism: Diospyros lotus (date-plum)
Lineage: Eukaryota; Viridiplantae; Streptophyta; Magnoliopsida; Ericales; Ebenaceae
Product: tubulin beta chain-like
Exons: 3
Coding region: 276-1613 (445 amino acids)
Biological process (GO): microtubule cytoskeleton organization; mitotic cell cycle
Cellular component (GO): cytoplasm; microtubule
Molecular function (GO): GTP binding; GTPase activity; structural constituent of cytoskeleton
Source: RefSeq, a predicted model, not a curated record